Ictalurus furcatus (blue catfish) is the source of this 2373-nucleotide messenger RNA. RefSeq names its product secreted frizzled-related protein 5 (gene sfrp5). Lineage: Eukaryota; Metazoa; Chordata; Actinopteri; Siluriformes; Ictaluridae. The transcript is spliced from 3 exons. Gene Ontology annotation, biological process: negative regulation of canonical Wnt signaling pathway; non-canonical Wnt signaling pathway; canonical Wnt signaling pathway. Gene Ontology annotation, molecular function: Wnt-protein binding. Bases 428 to 1366 code for a protein of 312 amino acids. The record is from RefSeq and is a predicted model, not a curated record.
GUCCAUUCAGGGGUGCCUCCCACUGCAGAGCAGUUGGCUAUGGUCAGGGGAGGCGGGUCUUAGUCAGCACAGGAGAAGACUGUGGGAGGUGGAAUGGACUUGCAGCUUGCUAGGGGGCUGUCGACUGGUAAAGCCAGCAACCCACUCCUUCAUAUUCCUUAGGUGCAUCUUAGAGAGCCUAGAAAAGAGCAGAGCAGUGAAAGCUGCAACUCAGCCCUCCUUGAAGAGCAACCUGAAUCACUGAAGUCAGGAGAUUGCUGUACUGGAAGAUUAACGGGGCAAAACUGAGUAAGAGAAGGAAUCGCAAAUUACACUGAAAAGCUUUCCAUUGAUUUUCUAUCGUCAAUUCCUAUUUAAGAGGAAAAAAGGAUUACUGUAUUGCUGCCCUGCUUACCCCAGCAUUGAUAAACUAUAGAACUCAAGAAACAUGGCUAUACAUAAGAGGCAGGUGUGUGUGGCUAGUUCACUGACGUUAGCACUGGGACUGGUCUUCUUCAGUUCAGCCACCUUGGCAGAGGAGUACGACUAUUACAGCUGGCAAUCCGACAACUUCCACAACGGCCGCUUUUAUGCCAAGCAACCACAGUGUGUGGACAUCCCGGCCGAGCUACGUCUCUGCUACACCGUUGGCUACAAGAAGAUGCGUCUUCCCAACCUGCUGGACCACGAGACCAUGCCUGAGGUGAUGCAGCAGGCAGGCAGCUGGGUACCCCUCCUGGCCAAGCGCUGCCAUGCAGACACGCAGGUGUUCCUCUGCUCACUGUUUACUCCUGUGUGCCUGGACCGGCCCAUUUACCCCUGUCGCUCUCUGUGUGAGGCUGUCAGGAACAGCUGUGCUCCUGUCAUGGAGACCUAUGGCUUUCCCUGGCCUGAGAUGCUCCAGUGUGACAAGUUCCCCAUUGAUAAUGAUCUCUGCAUCCCUGUGCAGUUCUCUGGGAAUCAUGCCACUCAGACUCCAGCUUCAAAAGCAUGUCCACCCUGUGACAAUGAACUGAAAGCCGACACAGUAAUGGAGCACUUCUGUGCCAGUGACUUCGCACUUAAAAUGAAAAUCAAAGAAGUGAAGAAGGAGAAAGGUGACCGCAAGCUUAUCGCAGCUCAGAAGAAGAAGAAGGUUCUCAAGAUGGGGAUCCUGCGUAAAAAAGACCUGAAGAAGCUGACGCUGUACAUCAAGAACGGAGCGAACUGCCCAUGUUCCCAACUUGACAACCUUGGGAGCAGCUUCCUCAUAAUGGGCCGUAAGGUGGAUCAACAGCUACUGCUCAUGUCUAUUCACAAGUGGGACAAAAAGAGCAAGGAACUCAAGUAUGCCCUCAAAUACAUGAAGUCUCAGCAGUGUCCAACAUACCACACUGUCUUCCAGUGAUCGAUGACUAUAUAACUCAACUCUGCUCACUCAAAGCUUUCCAAUCCCCUUCUGCAAUUACCGUAUUCAUUUUAUUCAGCAGUUCCCUUUGGGAAGCACUCAUUGCUAAUGGUUUCAUACUUCAGCAAUCUUCAUUUUUCUAUAUAUAAUUGUACUCAUUUACCUUUGUUAGAGCAGAGGAUAUAAUAUCAUUCCAAAGAACAGUACUAAGUGAAAUGCCAUUUUUGGUGUGGUAACUGAUCCCACAUCAUGAGGGAUAAGAAAGAUAUAGGAGCCAAUUUGAGCUGACUAUGUUAAUGUCAGAGUGAAGUGAACAAUCAGUAAGUAAAUAUUAGAUUAAAAGACAAAUAGCUUUUCUGGUAAACUUUUAUUUUGUAGAUAUGGAUAAAAAAAAGUGACACCAUAAACCAUGUAGAUAAGAUUAUGGUUAUGAAAAUUCUUCUAAAAUGCGGGGCCAGCUCAAACAUGGUUCACAAUAAGGAGGAGGUCUGACUGCAGUUAUUUGUGAUUGUUGGUCAGAGGGACUAUGAGUAGCACCUGUAACACUUCCUUGUUCUGAGAAAGUGUCUCAUACCAGCCAGUUGAAUGGCAGACUCUGGACUGAACCUCACAGUUUGGUUGGUGAGAUCUCUGAUGCCUUUUUAUACUUUGUUCUUUUAAAUAUUCAUUUUUACUGAAAUUAUUAUGACUUACACUUUUAAGGAAUAAAAAAAGGAAAGAAACUUCUGGCAGGCAUAUCAUUUAAAUUCACUGUUGUCUGGUUCCUCUCGAGGUUUCUACAUCAUAUCGUCUCAGGGAGUUUUUCCAUGCCAUUGUCGCCUCUGGCUUGCUCAUUAGGGAUAAAUUCAUACAUUUAAAUCUAUAUCCUGAAUUUAUAUAUUUCUGCUUUGGGACAAUGUCCAUUGUUAAAAGCGCUAUACAAAUAAAAUGUAAUUGAACUGAAUUGAACUGUUGCUAAAAUAAAUGAUAAAAAUCCUUAUGCUAGAACUUUCAUUAAUGUAUUGCCC